CAGCCACAGCUACUCUGGGCAGCCUGUGCCAGUGUCUUGCUACAUAAUAAUUUUUUGAGCUUUAUUACUUAAGAUGUAAUGUCACUAUCUUCACCAUCAACAAUUUGCUUAAAGGAAAGCCUACAACAAUUAAUCAGCAUAGACCAUGCUACAGAUCACCCCUAAUUACCACUACAAGUGUUCCUGUGCCCUGCAGAGUCCCUCACCAAACUCUGUGUUCAGCAGUACAUGGCAUUGCUCAUUCCUGGCAAACUCUUCUCCUGUCUUUCCCUGUCUGCAGAGCUCAGUGCCUGCCAAACCUGAGCUGCCCCUGUGCACUCACAGGUCUUUCUCUGGAGGCACCUUUAGCCUGCUCACCUCAUUAGCUGCAUGUGCUUCACAGAGCAUCCCAGCUGCUUCCCCUUGGUAUAUCAAGUCCCUGCUCCCUCAGCUUUUGUCUUCUACCUCUUGAGUAUGUCAGCUGUGGAAAUCAAAAUCUCUCUUCUAGUGCCUAUUUCAGCUAUACAAUAAGUUGUACUUUUCUUUCAGAUGACCUUGAUUUCCCUAUGAUUCCAUCUAGUACAGUGUCUAUAGGACAUAAAUCCUGUACUUCUCUCUGAAGUUGCACAGGCACUGUCUUGGGCACAAGUGUUAACAAUGUAGUUAAUUUUAGAAUGAGAUUCUCUGCCCUCAAACAGGCUCCAUUUGGAAUUUCAGCAGGUAUGUUUUGUUUGCUGAAGGAAUAUGCAUGGCAUUUUUUGUCAAAUUAUACAAAAAGCUUUGCGUUUAGAUAUCUGCCUUGGUAGUAUAAAGGUAUGUACUUUGAUUUCUUUGCCACUAUUUGACCUUUACCUAACAAAACCAGUACUUGGAAUUUUGUUAAUCACAUACAGCAAAUAGACAUCUAAAUACUGUAUCAAAAAUAAGUCUGCUAAAGAACUACUUUGAAGCAAAAUCUUUGAGUAGGAAUGACUUUCACAGUUAGAAACUUGAAGAAAGCUCUCUGUGGCUUUGUGCUUCACUCCAAAAGUCUCUGAGCCCGGAAGGGCCUACAUUUUAUUUCUGCAUCUGUCUGCUGCUGUAAGACUUGAACAAAAAUUCAAGUAAGGAGGCUGACAUUAAAACACAAAUAUGUGAUGUUGAUAAACACAUGCUAUUCCCAACUAUUUAUAGUCAUGCUUGGAUAUUUACUUUUGAUUUGGAUGUGGAGCUACAUCAGGGGCCCCAUUAUACAGUGCAGCCACACUGAACCUAGGAAACAAGAAAAUAAGAAUUAGGGUAUUAACUAUACUAGCACAUGCUCACAAUUAUUGCACAUUUAUAUUUGCAAGUUUAAUAGUGGGUACACAGACUAGUGCACAGUGUUGUGCACAGGGCUCCGGAGGAAGGUGACACGGCUGGAUUAAGGUACUUGGAAAAAAUCUUGUCUUCACUGUUUGGGCUCAACAUAAAUGCUGGAAUGUGCUUGAUUCCUGAGUUCUUGCUUUGGCUGCAGAAACCCUGUGUCUGCCUCUCUACAUAUGUACUACACUUCUUUUUUUUUCCCAUACUGGAAUUUUACCAGUUUUGCAAGAAGGCCACAGAGAGUACAUAUGGAGUCAAUAGACAGAGGAAAAUUCUUGGCCAUCCUGUCCCAUUUUGGGAAGAGAGAAGUGGACAACUAGGGAGUUAACAUGCACCUAGAUUCUGAAACGCAGGGACAGAGUGUUUGUUAAGAGUGUUUGUUGAGAGAUAAAUUAAUGAGAGUGAAACCAGGAUAUUUUGUCCAAUUAUGUGGGUGUGUAUAUGAAUUUCAGUUAAAUGUGAUGAGUUAAUUUUGGUCUGUACUCUAGGUACGGUGAAACACAGACCAGAGAGAACACAGACUGAUGGGCAUUUUCUUGCAGAAAAGAGCUAUGGAAAAACAAGGGGAGGUUUUGAUGAAGAAAUGAGGGUGUGAUUUUCUUCAUACAUAACAGGCUGAGAGACAGUCCUAGGGAAGUCAGUCAUGUUGGAGCAGGAUAAGACCAGAUGCUAAAGGGUUUUCUUCUGAGAGUGCUUUCCAGAAAUCUGAAAGGAUAGAGGCCUAGUGGAGAGACUGAAGUUUAAGGUUCACUCAGGCAAGAAUUAGCCUUCGUGCUCCCUGGAACACCUGACCUGGAAGUGACAUAUACACUAAACUGGGAGCAAAGUCCUGUAAUAAAUAACCGUGCUUCAGUCAUUUCCUCCUUUGUGCAGUGGAGAACUGUAACUUAAUGGCACCAGGGCCACUUUCACCGUCCUUUCCCUUCUUACUCCAAUGCUUAUGAAAAAGAGGGACCUGAGUUGCAAAAGCCGCACAGUGAAGAUUUCUUCUGGAGAGGUAAAUGCCCAUCCUGUGGGGUGUGAUUUUGUUUGUGGUGCAGCAUUACUUUGUCAAGAGCAGCAGCAGAGAGAGGCAGGCUUGGCCAGGAAGUGGCCAUGCAACCAGGUGCAGGGGGUGGCCACUUGCAGUUUCUCUGGGAAUAAGAAUUUUAGGUGUUGGAACUGCAUAUCCUGGGAUUAUAUGGCAUCUCCUCCCUCCAUGUCUGUCUUGGCUGCUGUCAGACCGGAUCUGGAAACAGCUGACCCUUUGAUGUGACCCUCUAUGGCUGUCUCUGUGCUUGCAGCUGCCACUUCCUCCUUGUUCGGGGUCAACUUUUCUACUCUUUUGCCAUAUUCUGGUUUCUGGUGCAGGUGAAAAAGGGCUUGUCAGUUGUGAAUCACUGACUGUGGCCCAUCUUUAGCACAUAUUUGCCAAGGACUGUGCUUCUGUUCCACCCUGCACCACUCACAGCAACAGGCCAUCUCAGUGUUGAAGUUGAUCCAUAGGUCCUGCCUCUGAGUCCUAAAUAAGAUCAUGAGGACUUCACUGUAAGAAUAACAGAAUAUGAAAGACCAGUUGGCAAAUCAUCCUAGACAUGGAAUCACUCCCAAAAUCCAGCUCUGUGGGACAGAAAGUUGCUUUGAAGACUUCAGUUUCUUGAUUAGGACAGCCUAAACUGCACCAUCCCUUAAUUAAAGCAAUGCUGUAGAUUUCUGACCACUGAGAUUUUGGCUGCAAUGUUCUUAAUAGUGUGUUCCUACUUUUACUGUGGUUCCCUCCAGUCCCUUAUUUUGCUGUUCAUGCCUUGAUUGCAAUCCCUCCCAUUCCAGCCAAGGAAGAUGAACUCUAGCCCUCUGUUUCUGUUUAGUGGUGGGUUCAAGCUGGAGGGUCUGAGGGAACUCAGCUCAGAAAGUAUUAAUUAAACCUGUGUCUCUGGGAUAGCCACUGAACUGCUGGGUCAAUGGACUAGCUAAAGGUAACUCUGUUGUCCAUCAAAUCACAUUGCACUGUGGAGUCUUUUUAUUAGUGAGCCAACCUUGAAGUUCAGACAAUUGUGCCUAGCAGUUGACGAGAGAAUUAUUUGGUAUGAAAAUGUGGACAGUGAAAUCUUUAGGGCUGAGAGCAUCUCCAGGGUUAUGUGAUAGAACUCAGAGUACCACUCCAGUGCUGUAGGGUUCUUUGGUUUGUGUAGAUGGUGUCAUUGUUUCUACAUUGAGUGUAUCUUACUAUGAUCUCUUCUACUUAAAAAAAAAAAAAAAAGUCAAGACAUUUUGAUGUUUUUUUGCAAGGAAACCCCACUGUCUGUUCUCAUCAAAGCCCUUUUCUGACCUAACAUUAUGUUCUUGGCACGCAGGUUGCAUACAGUGAUCUGAAACAUAAUGGUGGUUUUAAGAAAGGGUGAUCAUGUGUGGCUGGACACUCAACCAAACAGUGAAUUUAAUGUCCCUAUUGGGGCAGUUGUGAAGGAAUCUCACUCAGGACGGAUCUUGCUGGAGGAUGAUGAAGGCAAGGAGCACUGGAUCACGGCUCGGAAUAUGCACAUGGUGCACCUGAUGCACCCUUCCUCUGUCCAGGGGGUAGAGGACAUGAUUCGCCUUGGGGAUCUCCAUGAAGCUGGCAUGGUGCACAACCUCCUUAUCCGACAUCAGGAGCACAAAAUCUAUACUUACACAGGAUCAAUCCUUGUAGCAGUGAAUCCAUACCAGCUGCUGCCCCUCUACACAGUGGAUCAGAUCAGACUGUACUGUAACAAGAGAAUUGGAGAGCUUCCACCUCAUGUCUUUGCCAUUGCAGAUAACUGUUACUUCAAUAUGAAGAGGAAUAAGAGAGACCAGUGCUGUGUGAUCAGUGGAGAAUCUGGUGCUGGUAAAACUGAAAGUACAAAGCUCAUACUACAGUUUCUGGCAGCUGUCAGUGGCCAGCAUUCCUGGAUAGAGCAGCAAAUCCUAGAGGCCAACCCCAUUCUGGAAGCUUUUGGAAAUGCCAAGACAAUUCGAAAUGACAAUUCAAGCCGCUUUGGGAAAUACAUUGAUAUUCACUUCAACCAAAACGGGGUGAUAGAAGGAGCCCGAAUAGAACAGUUUCUACUGGAGAAGUCCCGGGUCUGCCGGCAGGCUCCAGAGGAGAGGAACUAUCACAUCUUCUACUGCAUGCUAAUGGGGAUGAAUACAGAGCAGAAAAAGAUGCUGAAUCUGGGCACUGCUUCAGAGUACACUUAUCUCACUAUGGGUAACUGCAUGUCCUGUGACAGCCGGAAUGACGCCAAGGAUUAUGCCCACAUCCGCUCGGCUAUGAAGAUCCUCAUGUUCUCAGACUCUGAGCACUGGGACAUCAGCAAGCUGCUGGCUGCAAUCCUGCACCUAGGGAAUGUAGAGUUCCAAGCGGCCGUGUACGACAACCUGGACUGCUCUGAUGUGAUAGACUCUCCACACUUCUCCAUUGCCACCAAAUUGCUCGAGGUGGACUCUAGUGAACUCCAGAACAGCCUCACAAACCUCUCCAUCAUUGUCCGAGGAGAAAGUGUGUCCAGGCCUCUGAAUGUGGUUCAAGCUGCCAAUGGGAGGGAUGCCUUUGUGAAGGGUAUAUAUGGACGGAUUUUCUUGUGGAUCGUGAACAAAAUCAACUCAGCCAUUUUCAACCCUGCUUCUCAGAAGCCUAAAGACAGACAUCAAUCCAUUGGUCUGCUGGACAUUUUUGGGUUUGAAAACUUCAGCAACAACAGCUUUGAGCAGCUGUGCAUUAAUAUUGCAAAUGAGCACCUCCAGCAGUUCUUUGUGCACCAUGUCUUCAAGCUGGAGCAAGAGGAAUACCUUGCAGAGCACAUUGCCUGGAACAACAUUGAUUUCACUGAUAACCACCAGGCUCUGGAAGUCAUUGCACUCAAGCCCAUGAAUAUCAUCUCCCUCAUUGAUGAAGAGAGCAGGUUCCCAAAGGGCACAGAUGCCACCAUGCUUGUCAAAAUCAAUUCCCUCCAUGGUAAAAGUAAAGUCUACAUCCCACCUAAGAGUGUCCAUGAUACAAAGUUUGGCAUCAACCACUUUGCUGGGGUUGUAUUUUAUGAAUCAAAAGAUUUCCUGGAGAAAAAUCGUGACACACUGAGUGCUAAUGUAAUGCAAGUGGUCCAUUCCUCCAAAAACAAAUUCCUGAGGGAGAUUUUCCAGGUGGAAACAACCCUACCUAUUCUGGGACGUGGGACCAUUCGGCAUCUUGGCUCUGAUCAGGUCUACAAGGGCUUGGAUACCACCAAGCGGCUCUCGACACUGGGAGGACAGUUCAAGCAAUCCCUGGAAAAACUAAUGAAAAUCCUUGAGCAGUGUCAGCCAUACUUCAUCCGCUGCAUCAAGCCAAAUGACUACAAGAAACCACUGUUGUUUGAUCGGGAGCUAUGUAUCAAACAGCUGCGAUAUUCAGGGAUGAUGGAGACCAUUCAGAUCAGGAAGGCUGGGUACCCAGUUCGCUACAGCUUUGAGGAGUUCUUCGAGAGAUACAGAUUUCUUCUGCCAUGGUCUCUUCGACAAAAGCUGAAGAAUGACACUCGACAGAGCUGCAUCAGCAUCUCCGAAGCAGUGCUUGGCAAGGAUGAAAGCUGGCAAGUUGGAAGGACCAAGAUUUUCCUUAAAGAUCAUCAUGACACUGUAUUGGAGCUGCAACGCCAAAAUAUACUCACAGAUAAGGUUCUUCUUAUCCAGAAGGUGAUGAGAGGAUUGAAGGACAGGAAGCAGUUCCUGAAACAGAGGAGGUCUGCUGUAGCCAUUCAGUCAGCCUGGAGAGGCUACUGCUGCCGGAAGGAAUUCAGAACGGUGCUGCUGGGCUUCGGGCGCCUGCAGGCGCUGUACCGCAGCCGGCAGCUGGCUCAGCAGUACGAGACCAUGCGGGCUCGCAUCGUCGCCUUCCAGGCCCUGUGCCGCGGCUUCCUGCUGCGACAGAGGCUGGCAGAGCAGAAGAAAGCCGCCUGUGUCAUACAGGCAUAUGCAAGGGGCAUGCUCGCUCGCCAAACCUACCGGAGGAUAAAGAGGGAGAACAAGCUGGAAGCCAGGAAUAUCCACUUGAAAGACCUGGGACCACUGAAAGGAAGGGAAGGGGCUAUGAGAUUACAAAAGGAACACCUGCCAACUCAGGGGAGAGAGGAAGCAGAAGCAAGACCGAGGAGGAACGUGCUUGCCAAUAAACCAGCAAAUCAUGAUGUUAUCAGUGACCAGGAAAUGGUGGACAAAAUUUUUGGGUUUUUACCUUCUGUGAUUGGAGGCCAAGAAGGACAGGCUCCUCUGGGUUUUGAGGACUUGGAAACAAAGCCGAACAAGCUGGAGGAAGUGGACCUGGACAUGGUUCCCAUGAGUGUGGAGCUAGAAGAGGAAGCACUUGGUUUGGAAGACUACACCUUCCCCAAGUUUGCAGCUACUUAUUUCCAGGGGUCUUCUACACAUACACAUAUCCGGAGACAGCUGCGGCACCCACUACUCUACCAUGAAGACAAGGACAACGUCCUGGCUUCUCUAGCUGUGUGGGUGAUCAUCCUGAGGUUCAUGGGGGACCUGCCUGAGCCAGCAAUGUUUGCCAAGAGUGCCACCACCAAGAGCAGCUCCGUGAUGACACAGAUAUAUGACACACUUGGCAGGAAAAACCAGGUCCAGUUGAGGAAUGACAGCCCAAAUAUGAAAGAAGGCAGAAGGGAUAACAAGAUUUCUAAGGGGAUUUCAUCCCUGAAGCUGAAACGGUCAUCCAAGCUGACAGGGAAGGUGACAGAGCAGCUACGAAGUGGAGAAGAGGCUUUCCAAGAGGACAUCUCGAUCUCUCAGAGACCUAUGUCCAACCUAGAAAAAGUACACUUCAUUAUUGGCAAUGCAAUUCUGCGUCCUGCCAUCAGAGAUGAGAUUUAUUGCCAGAUUUGCAAACAACUCACAGAAAACAGCAACAGGAGCAGCUAUGCUCGUGGCUGGAUCCUUCUGUCGCUUUGCCUUGGUUGUUUUCCUCCUUCAGACACAUUUGUGAAGUACCUGUUGAAUUUCAUCCACCACGGGCCCACGGGCUACGCUCCAUACUGUGCUGAGCGUCUGAGACGCACCUACAGCAACGGGGCCCGGACUGAACCUCCCAGCUGGCUGGAACUUCAGGCAACAAAGCAGAAGAAACCCAUUAUGUUUAAUGUCACCCUGAUGAAUGGCCAAAGCAUCACUGUCCCUGCAGACUCUGCUUCCACUGCCAAAGAGAUCUGUCAGUUCAUAGCAGAUAAAACCAAACUGAAGGAUGUCUUUGGGUUUUCGCUCUACAUUGCUGUGUUUGAUAAGGUCUGGUCGCUGGGCGGGGGCCGGGACCACGUCCUGGACGCCAUCUCGCAGUGCGAGCAGCUGGUGAAGGAGCAGGGCACCCACGAGCGCCACACGCCCUGGCGCCUCUACUUCCGCAAGGAAAUCUUCACCCCCUGGCACAACUCCCGGGAGGAUCCUGUCAGCACUGAUCUCAUCUACCACCAAGUCAUCCGGGGCGUUCGGUUUGGAGAGUACCGCUGUGAGAAGGAGGAAGAUUUGGUGGAGAUAGGUGCAAAAUACUGUUAUAUCCAAUUUGGAGAUACCAUCCACAAUGAACUUGUACAGAAGGUGCUCCAUGACUGUAUCCCAGUAAAACAGCUGAAAUCCAAGCCCCUGGAAAAGUGGGUGAGCCUUGUAACCUAUGCACAUGCUAAGGCCCCAUACACACAAGACCAUCUCUCCUCUCAGACUGUGAAGGAACAACUUGUAGAUUUUGCUCGCUUUCAGUGGCCUUUGCUUUUUUCCAGAUUCUUUGAAGUCACUAAGUUUUCAGGCCCCAGCUUGCCUAAGAACCACUUCAUCAUUGCUAUAAAUUGGAAAGGCAUCUGCUUCUUGGAUGAGUCAGAAAAGCGGCUCCUUGAGCUGAGCUUCCCAGAGAUAACUGGCAUCCACACCAACAGGGCAGUGAAGUCAUUCGGACAGAGCUGCACUCUCAUCACACUUCGUGCUGAGGAGUUUGUUCUGACAUCUGUGAACAGCGUUGUCAUUGCUGAACUGGUGGUGAUGUUCCUGGAAGGACUGAAGAAAAGAUCACAGUUUGCUGUGGCAAUGCAUGAGAAAAAAUCUCAGGAAGAUCCUGGCAUCCUGUCCUUCAAGAAGGGAGACUUGCUAAUCUUCACUGAAGGCAAAAGGCUGGAUUCAGACUCUGGCUGGAUCUGUGCCCAGAAUGAAAGGACAGGCAAAACAGGGAAUGUAUUUUUGGAAGACAUCUAUAUCAUUCCUUCACUCACAAAACCCUCUAGUCAAGUGCUGAGUUUGCUGAUGAUGUCUCCAGACCAGAGGAGGACAGCUUCACAGAACUCCUUCAUGGACGAACCUGAUGAAGAGGAUAUCAAGGUGAAGCCUUACACCCUGGAAGAAUUCUCCUAUGAACACUUCAGGACUCCUGAAAAGGAAUCCAUCAGCAAAGCUGUUCUCCAGAAAUCCCGUGGGCACAGUCAACUAUGGGCACAUUCCAAGGAGCCUCUGAAACAGCCAUUGCUGAAGAGAGCAUGCACAGAUCCUGAUCUUCGGGAUUUGGCCUGUCAGGCCUUCAUUGCCAUCAUGAAAUUCAUGGGAGACUACCCCUCAAAACAGGCACACUCCUCCGUGGAAGUCACUGACCAGAUAUUUGUGCCAGCUAUCCAGGAGGAGGUCCUGAGGGAUGAGAUUUACUGUCAGAUUAUGAAACAACUGACUGAGAACAGAAACAGGUACAGUGAGACCAAGGGCUGGCAGCUCCUCUGGCUCUGCACUGGCCUCUUCCCACCCAGCAAGUCACUGCUCAAACAUGCCCAGAAGUUCAUAGAGACACGUCAGAAAGAAACACUGGCCCCGGGGUGUCGUCGGAGGAUUCAGACAGUAAUGAGGAGCGGCUGCAGGAAGUGGGCACCUCAUCCUGUGGAGGUUGAGGCCAUCUUACAGAACAACACUAAGAUCUCACACAAGAUUUGCUUCCCCAACGAAACAGAACUGACAUUUGAUGUGGGAACAAACACCAAAAUCCAGACUCUGUGUCAGAACAUUGCUUCCAAAUUAGAGCUGCACUCCUGGGAAGGUUUCAGCCUCUUUGUGAAGAUUGCAGACAAGGUGAUCAGUCAGAAUGAAGCAGACUACUUCUUUGACUCACUAAGGCAGGUGACAGACUGGAACAGAAGGAACAAGCCAGGAAAAGAUGGUGCUGCUUUGUCUGUGGCCUAUGAGGUGUACUUCAUGAGAAAGCUGUGGCUGAAUGUCACUCCUGGCAAGGAUCUGAAAGCUGAUACCAUUUUCCAUUACCACCAGGAGCUGCCAAAGUACCUCAGGGGCUACCACAAGUGCUCCAAGGAAGAAGCUGUGCAGCUGGCAGGGCUGAUUUGUAAAGCGCGCUUCAACAAUGACCGCACACAGCUGGCAGCCAUCCCCAAAAUCCUGAAGGAGCUGGUGCCAGACAAUCUGCUCCGAGCAGUGGCACCAGAUGAAUGGAAGAAGAGCAUUAUUGCAGCAUAUAGUAAACAUGAAGGAAAAACUGUGGAUGAGGCCAAGAUUGCUUUCUUGAAAAUGAUACACCGAUGGCCAACAUUUGGCUCAGCCUUUUUUGAGGUGAAGCAAGCCUCAGAGCCCAAUUUCCCAGAGAUUGUACUGAUUGCAAUCAACAAGCAAGGAGUCUCACUGAUCCAUCAGAAGACAAAGGAUAUUUUAGUAGUCUAUCCCUUCAAUAAGAUCUCCAACUGGAGCAGUGGGAGCACAUACUUUCACAUGACCAUAGGGAACCUGGUACGAGGAAAUCGGCUCUUAUGUGAGACAUCUCUGGGUUACAAAAUGGAUGACCUGUUAACAUCCUACGUACGCCUACUCAUGAAUGCUGUAAACAAGCAAAAGAACCUCCCAGCCUGAGAGUGGAAAUAGAGCCCAUGACCUGUACUUGUGCCAAACUACCUGUAAUUUCAUAUCCCAGAAGAAAUGCCAUUUAAAAAAUAUUAAUCUUGUUGAUCGAUCUCCUGAUCACACACUGAAUGAACUGAGUUGCUGAAAGACUACUACAAGAGAAGCUCAAGUGAGCAUGUGCUUUCAAAUAUCUGUAACACUUCUGUCUUAGAUGUAGUAUGAGAAUUCCAUUCAGGUACUGGGUUUAGAGAAAGUUUAGAUAGACUUCAAUGUUCUAUGGGAGUGGAGAAACCCUGUGAGAGCCCCUUCUAGUAACCUGAAUCUCCUCCAUUCAAAGACUACACACAGUAAGAGCUGUCUUCUUCUGGAAAGAAAAUGCCCCUUAUUGCAUAUGCUCUUACCAAAUGCACAAACUCCAAGAGUCUUUGGAAACUAAGGUAAUGUAAUUUUUUUCCUCCUAUUGGCAAUUCUAAGAGUGGAGAUAUGCCCUUUGGUAGUAGAUAACUGGACAGUUUGAAAGGUAAGACACUGGGUUCCAUCCUCUGGUCCCUUGGUUACUUGCUGCACAUGACAGACUGACAGCCAAUUACUGUCAGAAUGUAACUGUCCUUCCUGCAUGCUGCUAAACUUGCAAGCUGUCCCCUGAUUUACCACAGCCUUGCUUAAAUUAAAUAAUCUUCUUUUUUCCACAUGUUAUAAUGCGCUUGGAAACUUACAACCACUUUCUACUGUGCAGUUUCUAGUAAGCUCUGAAAUGAGUCUGGGGUUUGGGUCCAUCACUUUUAGUUGCUCCUAUUUCAAGAUAUAGAUGAGCUAUUCAGUCCAAAUCAGAAUUGAAGAACUCAGUCUAACAGAGGUCUGUUGAAAAGAGACUUUUCUGCUCUACAAAAAUGUUCUGUUUGGAGUUAUGCAGACAUUCCCUCAUGAGACAAGAAUAAUAGCUUUAAUUUGUCCUGAUCUUUUCUGCUUCCUGUUUGGCAGACAGUUGAGUGGUAAAAUUUGAUUCAGCACUUGUUAAUCUCUAAGAGCUUUGUAGAAACAUAGCUUUGGUGCCAGGGGAACCAGAGUGUGCUCUGAGUGUGUAAAGCAGAUAUAGACUACGGUGGGAACAAGCUUAGCUGCUACCCUCUCAGAUCAAGUACUCCUCCCUCGCUCCCAGUGAAACAUGAACAUGUCUUAAAGCAUUUACACCAAGUUCCUCGAGACACAAUCUGGCAGUGUUGGAAAAACAGCUCUGCCUGAUCUCUCAUCUUUGCCAAUGGAUGCACAAUGGCUCUCUUGUUCCCUCAGACAUGUGUGUGAAAAAUUUAAAUGCUAGCAGGAGUUUUGUAUAUGGGUGGCAGGGAAGAGCCCCACUCUCUUUGUGCAUCUAAAUGAGUGCCACACCUGUCAGAAUAGCUGAUCUUUUUGCAAGCAAAUGCUCCUGCUGUAAUGUCCAUUGCUGGCAAUGGAAAUGCUGGAGUCUAAUUACCCAGAGUGGUUUUGUCACCCAGUGUCUGAUCUGACUAACUAGCUAUGAGUGAGAAAUGUUCAACACUUCACCUGUAUAAAUUUUGCAGGCCAAACUGUAUUGUUUCUGGUUUUUAAAUAAAGACUGCAGAAAAUCAA
Taeniopygia guttata (zebra finch) is the source of this 11781-nucleotide messenger RNA. The record is from RefSeq and is a predicted model, not a curated record. NCBI's taxonomy places the organism in Eukaryota, Metazoa, Chordata, Aves, Passeriformes, Estrildidae.